AGUUCCCCGACCCACUUUUUUAUUCUUGAUUUUUCAAAUUCGAGGUGAAGAUGAAGCAGCAGGAGGGGGAUACUUGUUGAAUGAUUCGCACUUGUUUCCACAUCUUCCCAUUCCCAAAAUUAGGAAAUAGUCACCUGCUCUUUGCACCAUUUUUUUAAAUUGUCCAUAGUCGUACUCGUAGCCACAGGCACAGUUGUCGCUCAGAUAGAAGUUGUUUGAGGUUUCUAGGUCUUGCUCCCCCCGUUUUUCCUCCAGCGUGUGGCAGCUUCAGAAAACACUGGAAGUCGUUUUCGGCCCAUGAACAUGAUCUGGAGCGACCAGCUGCUUCUUUGUCAUUGUUUUAGUUACAGUUAUUUUAGGUUAUUUUCCACCAAGUAGUAGCAAUAGCGUCAUCAUACAAGAAGAAGAAUUGAUCAAAGCCAUGGUUGCGCUCGGGAAGUAUUUUCCAAUCAAGAUUCCCAAGGUAGUGUCGAUCCAAAAUGGGAAGCUAUCUUGCUUUCAACUCGUUGUGCAGGUGGUGGUGGUGUCGUUGUUAUUGUACCAGUUUAUCGGGGAGCGGAUGUAUUUGGUAGUGAAAAUUCCGCAGGGCUUUCCGAAUGCUUGGGUGCAAGUUGCAGAUGCCACCCUCCCGGCCGUGCAGCGGGACUAUCAGGGUCAAAUCUGCCAGGGGUCUGCGGAGUUUCUGUACAAGUACUCGACUGCGUUCACGCACGGCUCCUACCAGUGCUUGGAGACUGCCGCUACGGAAGCGGGGUACAAGAUCGGCAAGCGGGAAAUCUACUUCCCUACGUAUUAUCGCGAAACCCGAGGUCGCCAGAGCUCCGGGACCGGUUGCGAUAGCCUGUGCCCAGGCGCGUUGGCCUGCAACGAUACGUCGUACACCCAGCCACCGCGGUACGAUUUCGGCUACGAGUAUCCAGGAAAAAAGACCCAUCCCCAUCCAAUUUGUCGUGCAAAACAUGCACAGAGUCAAAGAAGUCCAGGGUUUAUCAUGAUGUGGGAAAUGGAUGGGGAUGGGUGUUUGUUCCACCUGGAUAGCGAGUGCAUCGCCGAGAAGCGCGCGACUAUUCCCGUCUGGAAUUCCACGACGGACAUUUUCAGCACGCAAUCCGUGCGCACUUGUACGUGCUCGACGCGCGCUAUCAUGGAAGCGUCUUCCUAUAUUGAGAUCGACAAAGUCGUGAAAGUAAUCAGCUUGCAAUUAGCUGCAGCUUGCAAUCAGAAUCAUGCAUAAAGUUUUAAUAUUAGUUUUAGUAAAAUCGAUACAGGUACAGCGCAAAAGCGGAGAACUGAGCAAAGUUCUCAACUUAACUGCCGAGCCCUAUCGGCGCCACCAAGAGCGCGAAUGGGUUGCGAGACGUGGAGACUGACCCAAAACGACGAGAAGGCCCUGGACACUUGGCGGAGCAAAAAGCUUCGCCACUGUCUACCUAGGGGCGACCAAGUUCGACCACAUCGCAACAGCCACCAGCCGCGCACGACUGAGCGCGCGACCGCUGUCGCAGGCAGCAGAUAUAUAAAUAUGGGAGCGCCGGCUUUCUUCGAUAUUUCGGCUACGCACCUCGCCCGAUUCCCACCGAUCCGACGCGAGUGGCCCACGUCAUGUUGUCCGCCACAGUGCAAAAGCGAAAACACGGACAGGGAGCGGCAGAAACUUGGCGAACAGAAAUCCGCACCGACAUGACAAAAAUGCGCGCAGCGGUUUCAGAUUCAUUGGCUCGGUCGAAAUCUUUGGCGACAGAUCACAAAAGGGCUGCAAGCGGGCUCUGCUAGUAGUCACGGCAUGCACUUCGCCUUCUUCCGCUGCGUCUUUCGAAGAGCAGACUACUCCGAUUCAGCAAAUAAGAAGACUGCAGGGACGAAAAGGAUAAGGAACAGGAGUAGGGCGCGAGACAAUUAUCUAAGACUUAGAGUCGAACAGAUUACAAUCAUCAGUAAGUCGAUGCAUUUACUACAUACCAGCUGUUGACGCGCUUGCGUAUGCGUUGGGUGGCGCGCUCGCGAAAAAUCUUUGGAAGCUUGGUUUUCCAAUAUUCGUAUUCCAUGCUGGUUUGAAAAAACAAGGUCAAGGCUGUUGUUGUGAUUCUCCUCUGCAGCUCUAUCUCUGCCCCUAAACAGUCUUGUAAUCGGCCUCGCUUGUUGCUUGCCUGCUGUGCAUUUUUGCAGGUAUUUUGUGGCUUUCAUAUGUGAUUUUAUCUUUAUGCUCCAUGAGUAGAAAAAUCUCAUUCGCAACUUUGUCGAUUUGGAGCCUGGCACUUUCAUACGCGCACACUAUCUGGUCGCUGGGGUUUCUUCCCGGGCGAUGGGUUUCGAGCACAUUUUCAAAGUUUCGGACCAGGAAACCGAGGUAUCCGGCGCGUCAGGGGGAUCCAAAGCGGUCGCGGACGCAGACGAGAAUAAGCUGCCCGUGCUCACGAUUAUCAUGACCAAGAAGGACGAUGGUAAGUACGAAGAGUUUGACUGCUUCGAGGAGAAAAAACGCCGGGACGCUAGCGUGUCGGGUGACAUGAGCGGCAGAUGCCGCUUCUUUGAGAACGACGCAGUCUGGAUGACCUUGGAAGACUGGGUGACGGCGGCGUCCGGCGGGAAAAUCAAUCUUGCCGACCCGGAUGCACGGAACAGCCACAUUGCUGCAAACCUGGCACUAUCCCCCGCAAAAGUUUCGUAUUCGUACUAAAAAUCGACGCAAUCAUACAAGUACAUACAAACCUUCUACUUCCCACCAAGCUAAAUGAGUGAGCGUGCCAAGUUGGUUCUCUUUGUCAUGCUAAGCUAUAAUUAAUUUGUGUUGCAACAUUUGCAGUAACUUUUUCUAGUUCUAGUGCGAUACUUUUGCAAUUGAUAGGUACCCGGGUACAGUUCGGGGGACCGGCGCAUGGCCGCCUUCCGCCUCACCGGGGUGGAAGUGUUGGUCAGCCUCGAGUACGUUGGCCCGGAGUUUCACGGAAACAUUCCGGAGUCCGUGGACCUUGACGGGUUCGAAGACUACAUGGUUGCCCUCGUGAAACUGUCUGUGAACGAUGCCAUGUGGACGGGGCUGCCGCAGACCGCCUACGGCUCGCCUGCUCCCUCCGCGGUGGCCGCGACCGAUUUCCACACGGGCUCGUUUCGCGAGCGCUACCACUACGGGAUCCGGUUCUUGUUCAUGACCAGCACCAGCUCCGCGUAUGGGGCCUUUUCGAUGAUGGAUUUACUCACUGGCCUAGCUGUAUUCAAGGUGUACUUCGGGGCUGCGGGUGCCGUGGUGGCUUUGUUUGCCCUGUACGCCCUCGGCCAGCUGUCGGUGCAGUACAAGCGAGCCGUCGAGCAGCCUUUGGACGUGAAGAAAGAAGCCGCCACCAUCGUGCCAGCCAAGCUCCUGAUCGCGGUCGCGGCGUACCGGGCACUGGAGCGUGCUGGUAGUGCAGAGCAACAAGCGGGAGGCGGCGCCGUGCAGAAGAGCCCCCGACACAGCCUAACGGCAGGCGGAGCAGGCAGCCCUGGCGACGAAGGCACCCUGGCGGCCUACGGCGCGGCCGCCGGCGCCAGCACGUCUCCGCGUCCCAGCCCGCGGACAGGAAGUCGAUCGAACAGGACCAACAACAAGUUCGAUGAGCGCGUUCUCCGUCAGUGUCUGGUCGACGUGUUCGGCUCGGGGGAGCAUGUUCUCCGCGGAUCCGGCAUUGAUGCCCUGGUGGAAACGGUCCUGCUUGCGCUCGGCGACUACAACAAGAAUAUGGACCUGGAAAGCUUCGUGGAGGCUUUCCUCGCGCACGACGCACUUGAUCUGAAUCAGUUCCAAAACAUGUUCGACGCACAUCGCAAGGUGGGCCGGUUGGAGCAGUACUUCUCCACGCCGUUGGAUCUCACGGUAUGGCGACGCAAUAUACUACUACUUCAGGCCCAAACGAUUUUUAGUUUGUUUUUUUUUUUUGCCUCACCUGUAAAAAGGAAAAGCUACUUACUUCGCGCAUCUAGUUCUAGUUUAUGUUUGUUAUAA
Molecule: messenger RNA, 3979 nt
Organism: Amoebophrya sp. A120
Lineage: Eukaryota; Dinophyceae; Syndiniales; Amoebophryaceae
Source: the annotation of a GenBank genome assembly